Messenger RNA from Centropristis striata (black sea bass), 684 nucleotides. RefSeq names its product galactose-specific lectin nattectin-like. Lineage: Eukaryota; Metazoa; Chordata; Actinopteri; Perciformes; Serranidae. Gene Ontology annotation, molecular function: signaling receptor activity. Bases 35 to 544 code for a protein of 169 amino acids. The transcript has 7 exons. The record is from RefSeq and is a predicted model, not a curated record.
UGCAAGUGCAACCUCACCUGAUCAUCAGAACAAGAUGGCUUCAAGCCUUUAUUUCAUUGUGGUCCUCUGUUUGACCAGUGGAUUGUGGAUUGAAGGAAAUGCACAAGAUGAAAACUCAGAUGAUGCUCAAGAUGACUGCUGCAAAUCCUGCCCUGAAGGUUGGACUCAGUUUGGCCAAAAGUGCUACAUGUUCCACUUUAAUCCUAAAACCUGGGGUGAGGCAGAGCGUUUCUGCACUACUAUGGGUGGAAACCUGGCUUCCCUCCACAGCGAUGAAGUGCAUGACUUCCUCAUGGAGACGAUCACGAGAAUGACUGGCACAAAAACAAACACUUGGGUUGGAGCCUAUGAUGCAACACAGGAGGGUGUGUGGCUGUGGAGUGAUGGUUCCAAGUUUGAAUACAAAGCCUGGUCAGCUGUGGAGCCCAAUAACUGGGCUGGAAAAGAACACUGCAUGGAGAUGAACUUCAUGGGAAAAGACUAUGUCAAUGAUGCGGGCUGUGACAAGAAGAAAUCAUUUGUCUGUGCCAGAGACAUGUGGUAAAAUGAUUGGUUCAUCUGCUAAGUUGGUGGCAUAUUCCUACUGAUGAUGUCACUUCUACCAGGAUGUCGAGCCUCGACAACAUCUCUGCUAGAAGAUCUAUUGACAGUUCAGAUUUAAUUUCAAUAUAAUCAAUAAACAUA